Molecule: messenger RNA, 1350 nt
Organism: Gadus macrocephalus (Pacific cod)
Lineage: Eukaryota; Metazoa; Chordata; Actinopteri; Gadiformes; Gadidae
Product: N-acyl-aromatic-L-amino acid amidohydrolase (carboxylate-forming) B-like
Exons: 7
Coding region: 210-1226 (338 amino acids)
Molecular function (GO): aminoacylase activity; hydrolase activity, acting on ester bonds
Source: RefSeq, a predicted model, not a curated record
GGGGUGUUCAGAAUGCCUCGUCAUUCCUUAUCGAACCGGAUGCCCCCUGCGCGGCCGUUGGUGGAAAAACGACCACGCAGCACUGGGACUCGGGAUGGUGUGUGUGGGGGUGGGGGGGGGGGGUCCAGAGAGUUGAGGGAGACGCCUGAGUUGGGGCGAGCUCCUCCAGUUGCUCCUGUUGUCGAGGAGCGAGGCGGCAGAGGCCUACGAUGGAGCGCGAGCGGGUGUAUUUGCCAGCGUUGUCCCGCGUGGCGGUGUGCGGUGGGACGCACGGGAACGAGCUGUCUGGGGUGCACGUGGUGCGGGAGCGGCUAAAGGAGAAGCAGCAGAGGGUCGAUGAUGAUGAAGAAGAGGAUGAAGAUGUCGUGUCGGUGUCGAACAUCUUGACGAACCCCCGCGCGGUCCAGCAGUGUCGCCGCUACACCGAGACGGACCUGAACCGCUGCUUUACCCGCGCGACCCUCAGUAGUGCGGUUUCUGACCGGACCCCAUAUGAGAUCGCCCGGUCCCAGGAGCUGAACGUUCUGUUGGGCCCAAAGGGCAGCCCGCAAGCCGUGGACCUGGUGUGUGACCUCCACAACACCACGGCCAACAUGGGCGUGUGUGUCAUCGCCUACUCGGACACUGACUGGAUCUGCCUGCAUAUAUUCAAGUAUUUACAGCACCAUAUGUCCGAUGUACCAGUUAGAUAUAUCCACUUUGAUCUUCCAUGCAGAGAAGCGUACUCCCUUGACUCGCUAGGCAAACACGGUUUUGCUCUGGAGAUCGGUCCUCAGCCCCACGGGGUAGUGCGAUCCAACGUCUACACGUACAUGAAGACUGGGGUGGAGCUCAUGUUGGAUUGGGUCCGUCUCUUCAACUCAGGUACCGUCUUCGCGGGAGGUCUGGUGGAGGUUUACACCAUGGUCAGCGCUAUCGACUAUCCCAGAGAACGGCACACACACAACGUCAUGGCAGCCAUCCAUCCUGAACUCCAGGACCAGGACUUCCGCCUCCUCCGUCCGAACGACCCCCUGUUCGAGACCUUCUCGGGGGCCACGCUGCGCUACCAGGGGCCCGAGCCCCUGUACGCCUUCUUCAUCAACGAGUGUGCCUACUACGAGAAGGGCAUCGCCCUCUCCCUGGCCCGCCGGCGGAGCGUGGAGGUCCCCCCGGUGCAGAUGAAGAGCGGCCUGGAGCACCCAGGGGACCCAGGUACGUCUGAGGAAGAGGAAGAGGAGGACUAGCGCCCCCGACUGACCCAACGACUGACUGUAGGGGGUGUAGCGGCACUGUAGCUACAUUGCCGCGCGGGACGAAGACAACCUGGUGUUGGCUGAAACGGCAGCAAUAAACCAAAACAAGACCAUA